AUGGCUUACGGAUUUUUCUCUUUCCAUAUUAAACCCCAAGCUUGUUUUUAAAGGCGCUAUUGUAUAAAUUAAAAUUUUAUAUCGUUCCACGCAGCCUUAUAGAGUAUGUAAAUACAGGCCAGAAUAAAUGUGUUGUGCUACAGAAUAUAUUUUGUACUAAAUAAUCUCCUAAGUAAUAAAGAUACUCUUGCUGUUGUGUAUUAGACUGUACAACUAUGAUUCAAGUUUAGCUUUACCACAUUUUUUUUUUUAAACAUCUAUUUUUUAACAAUAUACUAUAAGCAUUUCUCAAAGGGAUUUAAGAGACUGACAGCGAAAGGAAAUUGAGUUCUGUUCGAAAGACAAAUCGGUGAGAUCUAGUGCCCCUUCUGUCAUGUUUUUGCAAUUGCCAUAUCGGUGUGGAAGCUCUGUGAGUUUGGGAAAGAGGAAGAUUCAUGGGCACCGCAGCCCCUGAGGAGCAAAGUGUCACGGGGAGCCUGGCAAGGAGUGGACUGGUAAGAAAAAUUCUGCAUUUCUAAUGCGUUGAAAACAGAUGCUAUCGUGUUUGGUAAAAAGAAACAACCCGUUCCAUGGUCUCCUUUGAGUCCUCCUGUACAGAAGCCGUUUCCUAUUUUACAGACAAGCAGCUUCAUAUUCAAAGAGAAGAUGACAAUGUGACAAGGAACUGCAAUAAAAGUGGUCUUUGCAGGCACAAUGACCGAGCAACAAAGUCCCCCCGAGCAGAUGGCGACUGGGGAGGGUGCUGGCGAGCGUGGUGGCAAUUACAAGAUCACCAUCUACGAGCUGGAGAAUUUCCAGGGGAAGAAGUGCGAGCUGACAGAGGAGCUCCCCAACAUCACCGAGAAGGAGCUGGAGAAGGUGGGCUCCAUCCAGGUGGAGUCUGGCCCGUGGUUGGGCUUCGAGCGGCAAGCCUUCGCCGGGGAGCAGUUUGUGCUGGAGAAAGGGGACUACCCGCGCUGGGACUCCUGGUCCAACAGCCACAACAGCGACAGCCUGAUGUCCAUCCGCCCCCUCCAGAUCGACAGCCCCGACCACAAGAUCCACCUCUUUGAGAACGCGGGCUACACCGGGAGGAAGAUGGAGAUCGUGGACGACGACGUCCCCAGCCUCUGGGCCCAUGGCUUCCAGGACCGCGUGGCCAGCGUCAGGGCCCUGAACGGAACGUGGGUGGGCUACGAGUACCCGGGGUACCGGGGUCGCCAGCACGUCUUCGAGAAGGGCGAGUACCGCCACUGGAACGAGUGGGAUGCCAACCAGCCCCUCAUCCAGUCCGUGCGCCGCGUGCGGGACCAGCAGUGGCACCAGCGGGGCUGCUUCGAGAACAGCUGAGGGACCCCCCCAGCCCUGUGUGUGUCCCCCACCCGGGGCCAGGGGCCGGCUGACACGAUGCCGCCGGCUGAGGCCGUGACCUUGGUGGUUUUUUUUUUUGUGCAAAAACCUCAAUAAAGCUCUGAGCUGGAGGCUGA
This is a messenger RNA of Tyto alba (common barn owl), 1466 nucleotides long. It is a transcript of the gene CRYBB3, whose product is annotated as crystallin beta B3. NCBI's taxonomy places the organism in Eukaryota, Metazoa, Chordata, Aves, Strigiformes, Tytonidae. The record is from RefSeq and is a predicted model, not a curated record. Gene Ontology annotation, molecular function: structural constituent of eye lens. The coding region runs from base 694 to 1329 and encodes 211 amino acids. The transcript has 6 exons. Gene Ontology annotation, biological process: lens development in camera-type eye; visual perception.